GAUAAUCUAGGACUCUAGACUUAGGAUGCGUUCCCACUGAACUCGUCACGCGUCGCGUUAUCCGAAUUGAACAAUCAAAACAUUCCAUUUUAUUGUGUAAUUUGCCGCACAAUUCUGGAUUUCACACAAAAAAAAGAUUAUUUUAUCUCUAGAAUGUCGAGUAACCUAAUUGAUACAUAGCGCAAGGAAUUGCGUGGCAAAUGAUGCAAUAAAAUGGGAUAUUUUGGUCGAUUAAUCAUGACGCUACGGACAACGCAACGCGUGACGCGUUCAGUGGGAACGCAUCCUUAAGGCUUUAUCAUAUUCUUUCUGAGCUUACUACUGAAUGCACCCUAAACUUUUUGUGUUUUCGAAAAUGACCAUUUCUAUUGCUCUGUAUAUUUUUCGUAAUACAUGGUGUUCACAUGGCGCCGAUUUAAGAAAAUGGAUCGUACAAACGUGGCGAGUCCGUUGGGAAGGACGUUAGCCUCCCCUAGGAAGAGAAUGUCGAUAAUUCAAUCACUGAAAAAAAAUAGUUCCACAACGAGCGUAUCAGGACGUACGAAUCAAUCUGUACAAGUGAUAUGCAGGACGCAGAGCCAUACAGUGGAAAGCUUUGGUUCUCCAUUGCCAGUCUUGGUUACCGAAGCAUUGACAUUUGUAGAUCGGAAUACAGCUGUCAGUGUUAAUGUAUCUGUGGAUGGCUGGGCCUGGCUUGUUCAUGGCCGCAAAUUACUUGUAUGGCAAUGUAAAGCCAAUAUUCACGAUCCCAAACAGAGAAGAACCUUUAAGACUCAGUGUCGUGAAUUGUUGCUGCCGCAAAGUGAUCUGGCUCAUAAAGCAGACUGCAUAGCAGUCUGGGUAACGCCUGGUCACCAGGUUCCUAGUUGCAUGGCAGUCUCGCCAGAAGGAGUAGUGCGUUUCUGGAUGAGUGUGGCGCACGAAGGAUCUUCCAUAGAGACUAGCGCUGAGCUUGCAGGACAAGAAGUAGAUUGUCUUAUACAUGUGCCAGGCCAUGGGUGUAUUCUAGCCACAACCACGUGUACGGUGGCGCUCUUACAGCCGCAGUUCAACAAUGGAAAGAACAAUAUUACAUGCCAGGUGCUUCGAACGAGUCAAGGAUGGCUCGGUGGCAUAGGUCGCAGAAUGACCUCCCUCAUUUUCGGAGCGAUACCACAAUCGCCCGUCACAGAAACGAAAUUGGUAAAGGUCACGUGCACGCCACUAGAUGAGAGAAGCUCAAGAGUUCUCAUUCUUGCCGGAUCUUCCCUGCAGUAUUGGUAUUUUUCUCAUAAUGAACAAGAGAAAAUGGAAUUCGACGAAGACAUCACUCAUAUCGUUCAGCAGGCGUUUCAAAGAAAAAUUUGGGAGUCGAGCCCUCAAAGUAUGAACACAUGGUUCGUCGAUAUGCAAACGUGCGAGGAAGGGAUAGUUCUUUUAAUGGCUGCCCAUUGCGCUGACAUUUCCAUACAAAUUCAUUUUGCGCUCGGAUUAUUGCCUCUGGUCGGUACAACACUAUCAAAUUCGUUUAAAUGGUUUAUACCAGUGAAAAUCGACCCGAUUUUAUUUUAUCACAAUGAUAUAGAGUCGAGGCUAGUUUCUUAUCAUUUCAUAUUGUACGGUUGGGAGGCGGUUAUAUACAAUCGACAUAACGUACUCGUAGUUAACACCGCGUCUGAGGUCGAGCAAGAUAAGAUCGAUCUAGUGAGGGGCGGCGAGGACGGUAUUCUUGGCGGUGCUAUAUGCUCAGCGACUCCGGUAUUGUUCACAAAAAGCGUCGGCCUCGUGUCCAUUAUGCCGGUGGACUUUCCGGUACAAGAUUUCAACACCGGAUACACAGACACCACCAUGAGUAUGGAUUACACCUAUAAAGUGAAUCAAUCGGCCCAGAACUUUUCCACUCUUAUAAGUAACGACGAGUUGCAGGAUAUGUUCUGCAGCUCCGACGCGGUCACUCAAUUACGUGCCGCCUUUCUCCUGAGCCUGCGACAGAAUAAGACGCAAUGCGAUGAGAUUCUCGCCCAGCUGUUCCCUCUGCAGGACCCGGUAAUGGACAUUGACGCCACCCUCGACAUCCUCGUUUUGAAAGUCGCGAAGGAUCUAAUCGAUGAUUUUCCGGCGAACGAUCCGAGAUGGGCUCAUCAUCGAGAUCUGUCAAUAACAGUGAACGCGGUCACCUCUAUGCAAAUACCGCAUCAACUCGAGGGUAAACAAAAGGCGUUAGAUCUCUUCAUAAUGUUCUUGAAGGAGCACAACUUGUGGAAUAGGUUUUGCACGGUUACGUGCAGGGGAAUCAUUAUGUCCACGUCCCACGUACUCGGUGAAUACGCAGAGAAAAUAGUUGCAGCGUUGACAUUGUACAGUCUGCAAAAUAGAUAUGCGGAGAUCGUAGACGCGGUUGUGGACGAAACGCUGAAUCAGAAAGAGACGUACGUGUCCGACGAGCUUACCGCGUGCGAUGUAUUCUACCGCGAGGUGAGCACGGUGCACCUAUUCCUGCCAAUCCUGGUGGAGAAAGCGUGCGAAGUUACGCAGUCCGAGAGACCCCUGCAACAAGUCGGGCAGUACAUCAUGCAGGUCAACACCAUUUUAUUGGCCGUAUUAUAUGAGGUAGUAAAGUACCGUCAGUACAACGCCGAACGCUUCGUCCCUGCCAAGUUUUCCAAUGAAAUAACGGAAUACCUCCCUUGGACGGCCGCGCCGGGUAAGCACGGCUUGAGGAGUUGCCUCAAUACGAUGCAGAGCAUCACGAUCAAGCAUGGUAUAACAGGAACCAGUGACUCCACCGUGAGGAACGAGCUGUAUGAGCAGCUAGUUAGUCUGAUCGAUUUAAUAUUGGACGGGAAAAAGUGUCACUUGGAAAGCAUUCGUGGCACAGAGAAGUUCGAGGUUCUCCUGAAGCAAUACGAGACAGAGCGCGCCAAUCUGAUACAACCGCUAAUAAAGGAGGAGCAAUAUGAUAACGCCGCGAUGCUCGCUGAAAAGUAUUGCGACUUUCCCUCACUCGUACAGAUCUGCGAGUUGACUGACAAUAAGAAUCGACUGGACGGAUACGUCGAAAAGUUUGCGGCGCAAGACUUUGCCGGCUUUUUAUUCUCUUGGUACGUGAAAGACGGGCGUCAAGGCCAACUGGUUGAGAGAUGCAGACGCGGCGGUACCGCGGAGCUAACGGAAAAGCUAUCGGAGCAUCCCACUCUGUCCUGGGUACAAGCCGCGCUGACUGAUGAUUUGCGAUUCGCCGCCAACACGCUUCACACCUUGGCGGUUCAGGAGUCCGAGCUAGUCACUCGUAAAAAGUCGAUGCUCUCGUUGGCAAAGCUGGCUCUACUCGCGUCUGACGAACCGGAGGAUAAGGUGAUAGAGUGCGUGAAAACGAUCGACAACGAAUUGACGCUCAUAGCUUAUCAAGAGGAUUUACCGACUCAGGUGCUCACAACGUAUGGCUAUGAUAUUAAGAAACUGCGAGUGCUCACGCCGAGAGAAUUAAUUAUGCUAUACACCUCGAGUGACAACGUCAUAGCCAAUGAGUAUGACUUCAAGAAGGCCCUUGAUUUGCUCGAUUACGUAGAACAUGAAGAGGAGAAGUCGUCGCUGAAAUUGCAAAUUUGGGCGCGGGCGGCUCGGCGAAAUCAGUGGGACAACGUGGAAAAGAAUCCCGAGCAACAAGUUCAGGAGACGCUAUUUUUCAAGUUGAUGGAUCUUACGUACUUUAUGGGUGGAAAAGUGGAUGAAUUUUUGCCGCAUAUCGAUAUGCUUUUGAAAGAAUCGGAACUCGGCGAACUUGCUGCUUCCAGUAAUUUUCAGUUUCUUAUAAAAUUGAUAUACGAAUAUGCUUAUCGAAGCUAUUGAUAUAUAAAAUAUUCGCAAGUACGACCUCAAUUAUAUUUUUGUACGCAAUAAAGGAAAGACAAAUUGUUGUAUGAAUGUGAAGUUGCAAAGCAACGAUAUUACUACUACACUACUACUACUAUUACUAUUACUAUUAUUGCUAUACUACUAGUAUUAUUAUUAUUAUUAUUAUUACUAUUACUAUUAUUAUACGAUGCAUUAGAAUUUCUCGUUGAAUUCAUAAUUAUUUAUAUUCAUUGCUGUGUUAAUUACUUUUAUCUGUGCUAUAAAUUGACGAAAAAAACUGAAUCUUUAAAAUAUAAUAUUAUUUAAGCUUUAAGUCGUUUUAACUUUAUUGAACAAGACCUUUUACAUGUUAAAUACAACUAAUUGUAAAUAUAAAUAAAAUGUUACAAAUAUA
Molecule: messenger RNA, 4228 nt
Organism: Wasmannia auropunctata (little fire ant)
Lineage: Eukaryota; Metazoa; Arthropoda; Insecta; Hymenoptera; Formicidae
Gene: Nup133
Product: nuclear pore complex protein Nup133
Exons: 5
Coding region: 394-3828 (1144 amino acids)
Biological process (GO): transcription-dependent tethering of RNA polymerase II gene DNA at nuclear periphery; poly(A)+ mRNA export from nucleus; protein import into nucleus
Cellular component (GO): nuclear pore outer ring
Molecular function (GO): structural constituent of nuclear pore; protein binding
Source: RefSeq, a predicted model, not a curated record